AUAUGCAAAUUGUUGGUGCUCCUGUAUUCAAGGGUACCGGCGUUCUUCAUUGCAAGCAAUGUCUAAAGCUAUGGCAGAGAGACAUUAACGCCGCUAUCAAUACGAUGACCAUAUCUCGAGCAGUUUGGUCUGGAGUGGGAAGACCCAGCGUUUUCAAGCCAGCGAAGAAGAAGAAAGUAUCGCCGUAAUAAACACGGUUUUCCUUAUCUUUUAAGGAUUUAGAUCAUUACAGGUGAGGAAUAGUACGGUUUUUUUUUUUUU
Mycotypha africana is the source of this 261-nucleotide messenger RNA. RefSeq lists its product as uncharacterized. The transcript has a single exon. The annotation marks the transcript as partial. Lineage: Eukaryota; Fungi; Mucoromycota; Mucoromycetes; Mucorales; Mycotyphaceae. The record is from RefSeq and is a predicted model, not a curated record.